This is a messenger RNA of Aspergillus chevalieri, 480 nucleotides long. RefSeq lists its product as uncharacterized. The transcript has a single exon. Bases 1 to 480 code for a protein of 159 amino acids. The record is from RefSeq and is a predicted model, not a curated record. Lineage: Eukaryota; Fungi; Ascomycota; Eurotiomycetes; Eurotiales; Aspergillaceae.
AUGACAUCCGUCACGAUCACCACUGCCCCAGCGGCAACGACCGCAGCGACCUGCAGCGGCCCAGGACAGUACGAACUCCCUGUCAAAGAUGCCGCUUGCGGCGUCCCAAAUACCAAGAACUACCAGUCUCUCUUCGACAGUUGCGCGAAACCAGCUGGCGUCCGACCAUAUUACCACGACUGUGCCCUCUGGGCCCUUGCCGUCGACCAAUCUGUCCAGGACCUCAUCACCUGUCUUUACAAAGCUGGCAUCGCUUGGGAAGAUGUCUGGUGUCAUGGUGCUAGCAAUGAAACUGCCACGGCGACUUCUUACCCUACUCCGACUGCUACGGCUACCGGGAAAGGGAGGACUGGAUCUUCGACGUCGUCGACAACCGAGACGAAGUCGGCCACGAAUAUGGCUCUCUCGUCACAAGGCCAGAUUCCGACUAAGAUUGCGGUGGGACUACUGGGACUUGUUUUGACGGGUGUUUUUGUUUGA